CUUCCUUUUAUGAUCAAUUUUAGCCAGAUAGCGUUUUUACACGUUAGUUUCGUCGAAGUGACGUGUGGGCGAAGGGGUUGGGCUGUUCCACGCAGUUUCUGUCAGUUGAGGCGAGUCAGCUGAUAACAGUGUUAACUUCCCACUAGGGCCGAGCGGAACGCUCACAUUGGGACAUCAUUACGUCGAUCUUGCCUGUAUCGGCAAGCAUUUCUUUUCCUUCGUUCGUGUGCUCGGUAAGCCUGUCAGACGCUGUACUACACCAGGCCUAUUAAAACCCCAGAAUCAUCAUUAUAGGAAAAAACGGAACAGACGGGAACACGCUCACGGAGCUUGACCGACGCAAUUUAAAACCGCUGCCUACCCUUAACCCGAAGAUUUUCUUGCCUCCAGGUGAGCUCCUCCUGCGUGUAGAUGAGUUACGAGCAUCCUCCUCCAUACACGGGCCCCGGUCCGGCUGUCUGCCCUCCACCCACUGCUCCUGGCUACCCACCGCAGGGCUACCCACCACAGGGCUACCCACCUCAGGGCUACCCCGUCCAGGGUUAUCCACCUCCCUCAGAUCAGCCACCGUACCCCGGCUUCCCCUCUGGCCCCACCGGCCCCCCUGGGCCAUACCCUGUUCAGCCUGGUUAUCAGGGAUAUCAGGUGCCUCCCCAGCCACCGUAUGGCGGGCAGGCAUAUGGAGAACCUCCCAAAAAUACAGUGUACGUGGUGGAGCAAGGGCGGCGGGACGAUUCUGCUGAACAGGCGUGUCUGACUGCCUGCUGGACAGCUCUGUGCUGCUGCUGCCUGUGGGAUAUGAUGACCUGAUCUGACCCUCUCUGACCUCACUGUUCACCGAGCCCUCAUCCAGAGAAGUCCUCCAUGUUAACUUAUUGCUACUGCAAAAUCAAGCUAUGAUCUAAUGAAUGGGAACGAAUGAUUUUUUUUUUUUUCAGGUACUUCCCAUUUUCCGGUUUGGAAUGCUUCCUUUUUACUCCUUCGGUGACUUCAAAGCUAUGCACUGAGAAAUAUUUAUAGAUGACAUGCAAUCAUAUUUCUAGAUGAAUAUUAAACUGAACAUUUUUUACUUUCUGUAUAGAUUUCAAAGCAAAGGACAUGAGUUGGUUACUAGUAAGUUCUAAUACUGUUAGCAUUGUCCAAAGCUUUAGAAAAGGUAGAUGGUCAGAGAAGUUGAUGAAUGUGUUUUAAUUCAAAGAAUGAAGUGGUGGUGGGGAAAAAUUGCUGUUCAAGCUAAAAUGUUCUCUUCAUUAAAGUAUAUUGAAUAAAGGCCCAUCCAUUUGAGUUUGUAAUUGAACUGAAAAACCUUAGAGUCCAAAAUUGAUAUCUUCUCUAAUGUUUCAAAGUUUGGCGUAUGCAUCUUGCACUCCCAUAGUAAACUCUUGUACGGAGGUGACUAAUCUCAUCAAACUUUAAUUAAAUUCAUGAUGUCAAAACAA
Messenger RNA from Electrophorus electricus (electric eel), 1439 nucleotides. NCBI's taxonomy places the organism in Eukaryota, Metazoa, Chordata, Actinopteri, Gymnotiformes, Gymnotidae. The record is from RefSeq and is a predicted model, not a curated record.